Messenger RNA from Fusarium fujikuroi IMI 58289, 867 nucleotides. RefSeq lists its product as uncharacterized. The coding region runs from base 1 to 867 and encodes 288 amino acids. The record is from RefSeq and is a predicted model, not a curated record. Lineage: Eukaryota; Fungi; Ascomycota; Sordariomycetes; Hypocreales; Nectriaceae. The transcript is spliced from 5 exons.
AUGACCAUCGCGAUAAUACCGCUCAUCGGGCGCGCUGUGUGUAUACUCCUCUCGUUCACACUGAAUCCGGACCAUACGUAUGAUCCUGCGACGCAGGCGGAGGCGCAGACUUGGGGGGAGAGCGUGGAGAGUAUUGAUGGGGAUAGAGAGCUUUCGCAUAAGCUGCUCAUACCGGCGCGGAUAUUCUACGCCAUGUUUUUGUGGUGUUUGAAGUUGGGGCUGCUGGCCUUUUAUUCACGCUUCAUCGAUGUCUUCCGCUGGGGCAAACCUGUCACCGAUGCGCUCUGGUGGUUCAUCAUCGCCACGUUCAUCGCAGUGUUUAUAACAAUUCUCGCCGAAUGUCGCCCUCUAUCACUAAUGUGGGCGCUUGAUUACGAUGAUACGAAAGUCGCAUGCAAUCGCGCCGUCGGCAACCUGAUACUAAUGGCGGUUUGCAACAUAAUAAUAAACAUUGCGCUCAUAAUUCUCCCGUUUCCGAUGCUUCGACAUCUCCGACUCGAUAUUAAGGAGAAACUACAACUUGGCUUCUUGUUCAGCGUCGGCGCUGUCCUGGUAGCCAUUACGAUCCUCCGCCUCCCUCUCAUCCUCAACGAAUCCGUGUCUCAACGAUCCCGAUCAAUGUGGGCUUCAAUUGAGAUUCUCUGCGCAUGCAUCGUCUCCAACACCCCCUUCUUCUACGCUCUUGUCAAAGACAUGAAACGACAGCACGACGACCGACCCGAGCGAUCACCAUCGAACGCUACAAAUCCAGGGGACUUUGACUUUUACGAUCUACAGAGCCUACCGUCUUCCGCGGGUGUGCAGAUGCCUGCGAGGUCAUCGCCUGAUACGUCGAAAUGUACAAUACGGUAUUUGGAGAAUGUUUGA